Trifolium pratense (red clover) is the source of this 1973-nucleotide messenger RNA. Its product is annotated as putative nitric oxide synthase. Lineage: Eukaryota; Viridiplantae; Streptophyta; Magnoliopsida; Fabales; Fabaceae. The transcript is spliced from 13 exons. Bases 68 to 1726 code for a protein of 552 amino acids. Gene Ontology annotation, molecular function: GTP binding; GTPase activity. The record is from RefSeq and is a predicted model, not a curated record.
AUUUUCUUAAUAAUUUCCCGUUAAAACAGAUUGCAACUGAAACUGAAGCGCACGCAAAACCUCAGCAAUGGCGCUUAAAACCCUAUCCACUUUCAUCACACCACUUUCUCUCCCAAACCAAAAAUUUCCACAAAUUCACACCAAACCAUGCUUCAUUCUCUGCGAAUUAUCUCGUCCGUCCAAAUCGCGUCCUUCUUCCGCCAUACCAGAAGGCACCGGCGCAGCUGCUCCGUCACCGGGAGAGAAGUUCCUCGAGCGCCAACAAUCAAUUGAAGCAACUAAACGCAUCCUCAAAGAAACCAACAAAAGUAGAAAGAAAGAGAAUAAGCCUCUCAAAGCUUCUAAUUCCGUCGCUUCUUGUUAUGGCUGUGGUGCUCCUUUACAAACUUCCGAAAACGAUGCUCCUGGUUUUGUCGAUCCCGAAACCUAUGAAUUGAAGAAAAAACAUCACCAGCUGAGAACCAUUCUCUGCGGGCGGUGCCGGCUUUUAUCUCAUGGAAAAAUGAUAACUGCUGUUGGAGGUCAUGGAGGAUACUCUGGCGGAAAACAGUUUGUUACGGCUGAAGACCUUCGACAAAAAUUGUCUCAUUUGCGUAAUGCCAGAGCUCUAAUUGUUAAAUUGGUUGAUAUUGUUGACUUCAAUGGCAGUUUUUUGUCACGAGUGCGAGAUCUUGUUGGUGCUAAUCCAAUAAUAAUGGUGGUGACUAAGAUUGAUCUCCUUCCAAGAGAUACUGAUCUUAAUUGUAUUGGGGAUUGGGUUGUAGAGGCUACCACAAAAAAGAAGCUGAAUGUUCUAGGUGUCCAUCUCACCAGUUCAAAAUCAUUGGUAGGAAUAACUGGGGUAAUAUCAGAAAUCCAGAAAGAGAAGAAGGGAAGAGAUGUUUACAUUCUGGGUUCAGCUAAUGUUGGAAAAUCUGCUUUCAUCAAUGCCUUAUUAAAGACAAUGGCUUUUAACGAUCCAGUGGCAGCAGCUGCACAAAGAUACAAACCAGUACAGUCUGCUGUUCCUGGAACUACCUUAGGGCCAAUUCCAAUUAACGCUUUCCUUGGAGGAGGGAAACUGUAUGACACUCCAGGAGUUCAUCUCCACCAUAGGCAAACUGCAGUUGUUCAUUCCGAAGAUCUAUCCUCCCUUGCUCCUAAAAGCCGACUGAGGGGCCUAUCUUUCCCAAGUUCUCAAGUAAAUUCGAACAAUACAGAGGAAGGUGCUUCAACAGUAAAUGGCUUGAAUGGAUUUUCAAUAUUUUGGGGAGGCCUUGUUAGAAUUGAUGUCUUGAAGGCUCUACCAGAAACAAGUUUGACAUUUUACGGACCCAAGCGGCUACCAAUUCAUAUGGUGCCCACGGAGAAAGCAGAUGAGUUUUAUCAGAAAGAACUUGGAGUUCUGCUUAUCCCACCAAGUGGACGAGAGAAGGCUGAGAACUGGAAACUUGACGGAGAACAUAAAUUGCAAAUAAAAUUUGAAGAUGCUGAAAGGCCUGCUUGUGAUAUUGCUAUAUCAGGUCUAGGAUGGCUUUCUGUUGAGCCGGUUAGUAGGUCGCACAAAUUCUUCCAACAAACACCAAUAGAGACUGCGGGCGAAUUGCUUUUAGCCGUACAUGUCCCCAAACCUGUUGAGAUUUUUGUGAGGCCGCCAAUACCAGUAGGCAAGGCUGGGGCAGAGUGGUAUCAGUAUAGAGAAUUAACAGAUAAAGAGCAGGAAACGAGACCAAAAUGGUACUUUUGAAUUAUGUGUAUUCUUUGUUUUUCCUUUUACUGUUUUUUUGGUUUUGUGGGGAGGGGUACAUGGAAAGUUAUUUCUAUGAAUUGAAAUUCGACCUUUACACAAGUCCUCAACCAACUCAUUUUACAUGUAUUAUUAAUUAUUAAUGUGAGUAAUAUAACUUAGGCAUCAUUUUGAAAGGAUGGAAAUUUACAGAAACCAUGUCUCAAUGUGUAAUAUAUCUAUAAUAAAGUCACAUGAUUGAUUUUAA